AAAAUACAUACACAAGAGGAGACACAGAAUGCGCAUGCGCAAACAUUGUAGUUGUCAAACAGUGGUUAUGGGGAUGACAUGGGACUAACAAGUUGUUUUGUAUUUGGCACACAGGAGCAGGAUGCCACGUAAGAUAGGAUUCACUGUGAUCAGCUGGUCUGGUCAUGAGGAGAAUUACAGUGCCAGAGAGCUUAUGGUUCAUGCUCCUACCAUCAAUGGCUGGAGGUCUGACAGGUUCUGUCAGUUCCCACAGGAGAUCACACUACAGAUGGUGGAGAGAUGUCGCAUUAGGAAGCUGCAGCUGCUGGCUCAUCAGUACCUGAUCUCUUCCAAGGUGGAGUUCCACAUUGGGGACAGAGAACAGGCUUCUCCCCAGCGCCUUCAGCAGUUCCGCAGACUUGGGUACGUGUCACUGUCCACUAAUGAGAAGACGGGUUUCAGAGCACGAGAACUGAAGUCGGUGCAUGUAGAUGCCGUCGGGACGUAUCUAAAGCUUACCUUUCACAAAAACCAUGUCAAUCAGUACAACAUCUAUAACCAGGUCGCGUUGGUGGCUAUAAAUAUAUUAGGUGACCCUGUGGAGUGCAGUGAUAGCAGCCCAAUACCAAGCAGUGAUCAGCUGAUUGAUCAGUACAUUAGCGGCACACAGCACAGCUCAUCGCUGGAUGGCUCCUACGCAGGAUAUAAGCAUGAGUCUAUCUCGCCACUGGAUGAUUUGGCAUUUGACAUGUAUCAGGAUCCUGAGGUUGCCCAUAUCAUUCGCCUGCUGGAUGAUAAGAAACAAGAAAUGGUCCGAUUAGAGAGAUACCAUCUGGCUAAAAAGCUCAAACAGGCCAUAGCAGAUCUACAGAAGGUAGGGGAGUGUUUGGGCAGGUAUGAUGUGGAGAAGCACAGUGCCAUAGAGAGGGAAGACUAUGACACAGCCAAGCAGAAGAAAGAGCAGAUGGAUGCCUACAGGCUCAGAGUCUACCAGCAACUGGAGCUACAUGACCUGCUCGAUAUGGGUCAGAUCCAGAGAAUGACAGAAAACGUGUCUGACUGUAGUAUUCCUUCUCCAAGUAUUCGUCCACUCCAACAUUCCAUGCCUCUCUCUGAAACACCAAAGAAGAAGAAUCAGGAACAGUCUUUGGUGGAGGACAAGCAGAUUACACCUAAACCAACGAGCCAUGAACACACAAGUGCAGCAACACCACACACACCACCUCACUUUCCAAAGAUUGACGUCAGCUCCAUGCCAUAUGAUGAGAGGCCUCUACCAGCGUUGAGGAAGAGAUCGGAGAGUCAGCCGCAACCUCAGGCUGAACAAAUGCUUGCUCCAUUGGACCCAAGUAGCCCACGCAGUCCUGGAGUCACUGGAGAACCAGAACCAUUGUCAGAGAAAGCCCAGAGAGAAGCUGUUCUGCCCAUAGAGGUCUAUGGAGACAGUCUGGUGGCUGGAGCAUACUCAAAGACCUGGUCCUAUAGAGAAGAUUCUUUACUGGCAGUGUAUAAGAAGCUAGCAGAGGUUUCACCAGGAACCCCUAAAGCUGAACUGAUGAACAUGAUGAGAGCAGCAGUGUUCCUCUGCAAGAAAGCACUUACUGAUAAAGUGUCAUCAGUAUUCCAGGCAUCACUAAAGCUGCUAAGGAUGAUUCUGAAGGAGUUUGUGUCCUCUCACCAGCUGGGAAGAUCUGAGAUUAGUUACUGUGUAGAGCACAUCUGGCCAAGUCUUCUCUCGCGGACUGGCGAGUCCACAGUGAGACUCCGCACACUGGCCAUUGCUUUUAUUCAGGAGAUGGCUGUGUAUAAGGAGGUUCAUGCUCUGCAGCUCAUCCCCAUUGAGCUGGUAAAGCCCAUAAAGAGCAGCAUACCUGCACGUCUUGCUCUCAGCAGGCUCGAACUGCUGGAAAAGCUUCUGGAACAGCUUGGCACCAAUGACUCUGGCUUCACCCUUGACAACGUCAUGCGAUUUCUAGCAGGAGCACUGGAACAUUGUGCAGCGUCCGUGCGUGAGCUGGCUGUACGUAUCGUGCAGACGAUGUACCACCUCCACGGCCGUUCCAUACUGAGCUACCUGCCACCGGAUGAUCCCAGCACUCGCAAAAACAUCCUCUACAAACAUCUCUUCGACUCUUUUGCCAAGACAGACGGAAGACUUCCACAAUCACAGGUGAAGAAAGGAAGAGUACAGAAAGAGGGAGAGAAGGAGGAGCAGGAAAUCAAGAGCCUGCAGGAACAACUGGCUGUUCUGAAGGAGAUCAGUGAAAAGGGGAAGGAGAAGAACAAAACGCCAGAGAGAAAAACUGAGAAGCCACCUAAACCAGGUGUUAAAAAGGGAACACAUUCCAUCUGUACUGAUGGAAAAGGGGGCCAGUCCAUACCAAACUACCUAGACAAUCUUUGUAUAUUUUGUGGAGAGAAAGACAAGUCUUUCACCGAAGACGGUUUGGACCUGCACUACUGGAAACACUGUCCAAUGCUGUGUCGAUGCCUCCAGUGCAGACAGGUAGUAGAGAUCGCAAGCCUAACAGAGCACCUGCUCUCAGAGUGCGAACACAAAGCAGAUUUUACCCAGUGUCCUCACUGCUCUGAGGCCAUCAGCAGAAAUAAGCUGACUGAACAUGCUCAAAGCACAUCUUGCAAUCCUCUUCCAGAUAUUCUGGCCAAUGGAAACUGUAACCACUGUCCUUUGUGCCAUGAGAACUUCCCUCCAGGAGAGGAGGGCUGGAAGUUUCACCUCAUGGACAGCAGUGCUGGCUGUAAGCAGAACACGCGGAGGAUAGUGGCACUACAGCGAGCUAAGACACACACACAAGGGAAGACAAUCGGCGGAGCAGCAAUGAAGCCAGCAGCAGUAGAGUCUGUUGGGAAAGGCAGAAGUGGUGGCAGGAGCAGCAGUCGCAUCCCUGCACCAGCACCACGACCCAGUAGGACCAGUAAAGUAAAGCCCUAAACCAGAGUACCAUCCAAUGAACUUAAAUCCUCACUCAGCGGGGUCAGACAUGGUUAUAGGAGUACAGCACAUUUUUCUCCUAAUCAUAUCCAUAAGCAAUGCAGUGACAUGCAACAUAGGAAGAGAUUUAUCCUAAAUGAGAUAAAGUGGGUUUUUAGUCAGCUAUAUUUUGUUAUCUAAUGUUGUAUUUGUUUUUUCAAUUUUAGUGCAAUUGUGUGUGCACAUGUGUGAAGAUGUAUAAAUGAUGAUGUUUAAAUUAAGCACUUUUAUAUUUUUGAGUGGUUUUGACACUGUAGCUAGUUGAAAGUUAAAAAAAAACAAGUAGUCUUGAUGAAAGCACCCUGCUGUUGACGAAACUGUGCUCUAAUGUCACGUCAUUUGGCCAUGUCAUAACAGUCUCAGUGUUUGCAAAAGUAGAGUGUGAAAACAAUAGAGUGUGAAAACAAUAAUAAUUUGAGUCAUACACCUUUGAAACUUGACUUUUUAAUAGAAAAAUAAUCAGUUACUUGGGACUUAAUGUUGAAUUAGAACAUUUAAAUCCUGAGACUUUGUUAAAUUUUUUUUUUUUAAAGUUUUAAUUCUUCCAGGACUAAAAAAUAAUAACUACAGAUUUAAGACAUUUCACAUCAUGUAUACUACAGAUUAUAGUUUUACUAACUAAACCAAACAUGUAGUGCACAGGAUGUGAAAAUAUAGAAUGAUUUUCUGAAAUAUUAGAUUUCUUUAUAUCAGAUUUGAGCUGUAUUACAGUGAGGAGCACUCGGCAUAUGGCUAUCAUUCCUUAGGACUUGAGUUGAGAGUUAAAGGUGAAGGAUUCAAUCCCAUCUCUGCAAUCAAGUUGAAAAUGACAGUACUGAUAGAUUUUUUCCCAAAUAUAUAAAAUGUAAUAGAACCCCCACAUGAACAGAUAUUAACCAAAGCAGUGUCAGCAAAAACCAGACCUUUUUCAUAUUGAAAAAUAUGCCAUAUAUAUAAAUAUAUAUGACUGGAGUUUUCAAUGCUGUUAUUCUGAAAUGAGAGUCACACAGGAGCCUGCAGUGAUGGUGAAACGCUCAUGAAUAUUAUAAUAUCAACAUGAAAACAGUCUUUCAGUGUUCAAUACUUAAAGUCUUUCAGUAAAAAUGUACAUAUGAAUCAUUUUGCUGGGUUGAAGUGUCAUUGAUGGAAUAAAAAAUACUUUUAAAUAAACUUUGUGUUGAUAUUUUGUAAUCAAGGCAAUAAUUUUGCCUAAUUAGAACUGAGCAAGUAACAGGAAAAAUAUAGUAGUACAGUAGAAUACAUUGUAAACACAUAACACAUCUUUCCAUAAAUGCACCAUGACAGACCAUUUAUAAUGAUCUUUUUCCUGUGUGAAACAGCCUUCACAUGCUGUAAUGAUUUUCUUAAUUUGAUUGAGAGUAUAAAUAAUAAAUUGGUCCCAAUAAAUGUUAUGUUAGCCUGUUGGUGACUGUGAAUAUACGAAUGCCGGUGGAAAAUCUUUCCUGUUUUGUGUCUAAAAAGCUAUGUUUUGAUAAAUAAAAUGACUAAAGCACAUUA
This is a messenger RNA of Pangasianodon hypophthalmus (striped catfish), 4468 nucleotides long. RefSeq names its product centrosomal protein 104 (gene cep104). NCBI's taxonomy places the organism in Eukaryota, Metazoa, Chordata, Actinopteri, Siluriformes, Pangasiidae. Bases 122 to 2932 code for a protein of 936 amino acids. Gene Ontology annotation, cellular component: cilium. The transcript has 22 exons. The record is from RefSeq and is a predicted model, not a curated record.